AUGCCAAUCAAGUCUCUAGAAUCUUACCUGUUUGAAAGGGCGCUUGUGGGGUCUGCGCCGAUCGAGUCACUGAACGGGAUCACGCUGGGGAUUGACGUAGACCACUAUGUGUCGCGACUGCUAACCAACAAACGAGAGCAGUAUCUAGAUGCAAUCGGCGGCUUUCCGACUAGCCUGAAGAUGUACAUCGAGUCGGACCUACAGGUUUUCCAGGAGAACAACGUGGUACCAGUGUUUGUGUUUUCCGGGUCGCCAGUUGCAAACCAGCUUCACCACCAGUCGCACCUGAGCGUGGACGCGAGCGCGGGGGUGGGGCAGGCGCCGGCGGGGCAGCGGACGGUUUACGAGGCGAUCAUCGCGCAGCGGAACAAGCUGUGGGCGCACUGGAGCAACCAGCUCAAUAACACGAAGUCAACUUACAUUGACCAGCCACUAUCGCCCGGGGAGUCGUUUCGGCACAACGUGCCGUUAAACUUUCGGCGUUUCCAGGCGGACCUGAUCCAGUACUUCAUCUCAAAGGGGAUCAACUACAUGGUAGCGCCGUACAGCUCGUGGAUUCAGCUAGCGUAUCUGCUUGAGGAUGGCUACGUGGAUGGUAUUUACGGCCCCACGGAUCUGCUGCUUGUGGAGUCUGUCCCAAAAUUCAUUCUCGGCAUGGAGUUUCCCAAUCGCGAGUUCCGGUUUGUUGACCGCGGCCGUAUUUUGACUGAAUUCAAGCUAAGCUUUGAGGACUUUCUGGAUAUUAACAUGGCUGUAGGCAACGAUUUACAGCCGUUCACGUUGCCACCACUGCAGGUCUAUCCUCAGCAGCAGGUGUUUGAGAUUGCCCUAGACAUGUCCGUCAACGGAGGCACGAACUUCUACACCUAUUUAUUGACUAAUCCGAUGCAACUGGACUCCACGAAGCUAUUGAGCUACUACCAGAAGGGGGUAGCUGCUUUGAAGUACAUGCCUGUUCUAAAAACCAACGGCCGGGUCGAGUUAUAUGGCUACGACGAAACAGAGUUACACAACAAGGAGCAGGAUGAGAAUGUUGAAGUGCCAAACGAUAUCCACGAUUUUAUUCAGCAACGGCUCCCACAUGAGUACAAUUUUUACAGGUCUAUCGGUUUAAUCAGCAGUAAGUUAUUGGAUAUUGUCUCAACGGGUGUAUAUUUCGAGUAUCCUCCACUUGAUGGUGGCUCGUCUGAUUCCUACCGUAACUUGGUGAAGAAAUCUGUAGAACAGUUUAAAAAUAAGGAGAUUAAUUUGUUGACACAACCAAUCAACAGGUAUUAUCAGAUCAAACCUAUCAAGCACGUGAAGUGGUUCAGUCCGGGCGAUGACAUUACUCUGGUGAAUCGCGUAACCCCAUCCAUUUACGAUCGUGUGAAGCACAUAUAUGUUAGGACGGAUGAUAAGACAAGGGCUUUCAGCAUGCUAGAAUUCAUUAACGUGUUGAAAGACUCAAAAGAUAUGGCCAAAGACUUUACAGUAUCUUCCAAGAAGCCUGGCCCCAUCAUUGGCGAGUUAACAGCGCCAUUCGAUCUUUUGGCUACUAAUUUUCUAAGACUCCUUUCUCUACUCGGUUUCUUUAAGUACGAAUCGACUCUCAAGCCCACAAAGUACGGCGAAGCACUAAUGAAGUUUAAUGAGCUUAACCUUGAGCUUGAAUUCUACGAGCCGUUUUUGGUACUUUUAAUGUUUUUCAAGUUGGGUGUUCUGAAAUUGGGGGAAGAAACACAACCGCCAACACAAUCUGCGCUAUCGCAAGUUACCUUGCGGUCAUACCCAAAGGAGUCCCAAUGCAUUCUAUGUCUUACCCGAGUCUUGACGUUGUUCAAGUUGAGACAAAAGCCCGCAAACUAUUACGGGCCCAUUGACAAGAAAACGUUAACCUUCCGAGAACAUCUCGAUUAUGUGAAGCAGAACAUAUCAGAGCUCUUUGAGGCAGUCCUCGUGAGCUCUCUUGCGGCCGGUGAAUUCAACAGGAUUCAAUUGGACAACGCAGAAUGGCAGCAGAAAAUUGUCGGCAAUGCGCCAUUCAAGGUAUCGACCCCCAACACGGUUAUGGCUAUGAUGUGGGAGUUUUAUCUGCAGAAGUGGCUCCAUAAUGGUCAGGACAAACAAGACGCAUUGGCCUUAGUUUCCAACUCUUUCUCUGCUUAUAAACACGUUCCUAAUCUUGAAGAAGAAAUGAAAAGAGCUUUAAAAUAUUUGGAAAACGUCAAGUCGCUGCUUGGUGUCAUGCAUGCAUUGGACCUUAUUCAAGAGUCAGAAUACGAACUAUUCAACGAUGCCGCAGCUUUCGCAAAUAAGGCGAUGGAAUGA
This is a messenger RNA of Eremothecium gossypii ATCC 10895, 2310 nucleotides long. It is a transcript of the gene MKT1, whose product is annotated as Mkt1p. The record is from RefSeq and is marked provisional. The transcript has a single exon. Gene Ontology annotation, biological process: DNA recombination; DNA double-strand break processing; mismatch repair. The coding region runs from base 1 to 2310 and encodes 769 amino acids. Gene Ontology annotation, cellular component: nucleus. Lineage: Eukaryota; Fungi; Ascomycota; Saccharomycetes; Saccharomycetales; Saccharomycetaceae. Gene Ontology annotation, molecular function: 5'-3' DNA exonuclease activity; 5'-flap endonuclease activity.